CACGCUGCUCGACGAUCGUCAGGAGAUUCAGGAAAAGUAUUACUACGGUAUCUCAAAUAUGAUUGUGAGAGGUUCGUGUUCGUGCUAUGGUCAUCAUCUCGGUGCUUGCCGUUGGAGGGCGUCCGAAAUACAAUCGAUAUGGUGCAUGGAAGGUGUGAGUGUACGCACAAUACGAAGGGUUUGAAUUGUGAGGAGUGCGAAGAUUUCUUCAACGAUCUGCCAUGGAAACCAGCGUUGGGCAAACAGACGAAUGCAUGUAAAAAAUGUCACUGUAACAAUCAUGCUACAAACUGUCACUUCGAUCAGGCUGUGUACGAACACUCGGGACGGGUUAGCGGAGGUGUGUGCGAUAACUGCCAGCACAAUACACAAGGUUAUCACUGCGAGGAAUGUGCUCCGUUCUUUUACAGGGAUCCAAACGAGGACAUCCAGAGUCCGUAUGUGUGUAAACCGUGUGACUGUGACCCCCGCGGAUCGUUAGACGAUGGUAUCUGUGAUGCGAUCGGUGACGAGGAAAGUGAUGUUGAGGCUGGUGCUUGUCAUUGUAAGCGCCACGUUAGUGGUCGCCGGUGCGAUCAGUGCAAGGAGGGUUUCUGGAACUUCAACGAGAGCAAUCCGGAUGGUUGUCAGUCGUGCACUUGUAACAUUCUGGGCACGGUGAACAAUGCUGGUUGCAAUGUGUACACUGGAGAAUGUAUAUGUAAAAGAUUGGUAACCGGACGCGAUUGCAAUCAGUGUAUUCCGGAGACUUAUGGCUUAUCUGAGACCCAUGAGGGAUGCACUGCAUGUAAUUGUCAUCCGGGAGGUUCGUUGGAUAACAAUUGCGACGUAAUCACCGGUCAGUGCCGUUGUAGGCCUCACAUGCAGGGUCGGGAUUGUGCUGAACCUAAGCAGCAUUAUUUCAUUCCUACCCUGCACAAAGUGCUGGAAGCAGAAAUGCCUGGAACGAUUUGUGACCACUACUCAUCGGCUGGUAACUGCUCGGUGGUAAUUCCAUACUGUGAUAAGGUCUGUAGGAGAACUCGCUGAUCCAAAACCUCCUCGGAACA
Malaya genurostris is the source of this 1049-nucleotide messenger RNA. Its product is annotated as laminin subunit beta-1-like. NCBI's taxonomy places the organism in Eukaryota, Metazoa, Arthropoda, Insecta, Diptera, Culicidae. The transcript is spliced from 4 exons. Gene Ontology annotation, biological process: cell migration; basement membrane assembly; substrate adhesion-dependent cell spreading. Gene Ontology annotation, cellular component: laminin trimer. The coding region runs from base 139 to 1029 and encodes 296 amino acids. The record is from RefSeq and is a predicted model, not a curated record.